AUGGCAUCCUUUCAGCAAACCCUCGACAGCUACCCUAAACAAGACCCCGACGAAAUCCUAAUGGAAUACCGAUUCAGGAUCUUCGACCUCGUGAAGGAGGGUAUACUGCCUCCCCUCCCUUUCUGCCCGAAAAGUCUCUUCUUCUAUGGCACUUUAUCUCUUCCCCACGUCCUUCAGAAGGUCCUGGACCUCGAGGCACUCAAAUCGGCAACCGCCCGUGGAUUUCUGCAGAAGAUGUGGGGCCCAUAUCCCGCCCUCAUAGAGUAUCGCAUGCGACUCCCCGACAGUUCAUGGCAAACGUUGGGUUGUCGAUAA
Cyclocybe aegerita is the source of this 315-nucleotide messenger RNA. Lineage: Eukaryota; Fungi; Basidiomycota; Agaricomycetes; Agaricales; Hemipholiotaceae. The record is from the annotation of a GenBank genome assembly.